GCGUGUGAGCAAAGUUUGGGGCUGUGAUUUUCGGAUGCACUAUUUUGUGCAAACUUGCGAGAUUCCAGCACAGAGUAGAAGAGCUAGUUGGUGUGAAGAAGCCAGCCCGGAUAGGUAGUUUUUGAGAUCACUGCAUGAAGCUGGGAAACACUUUUCGGGACCGGUUGAAGACCUAUCUCGGUGUUUAGUAGUCCCCCAGGUAGUGCACGGCCACUCGACACAAAGCUCAAGUUGCUGGUUAGCUUGCUAGCCGUAGCAUUAUCCAUCUAGUUGAAGAGCUAGCUAGCAGCACUGAGCAGCCUGCCUUCCGCCGACGUGCACUUCCCCCACUCUCCCUCCAGCCGGCUCGCCGCAGCGUUAGUCCGGUACAUAAAAUGAAGCGACCAUCAGCGUUUUGGGAAGCUGUGUGGCUGUUUGGAUUUUGCUGAUGUAUGAGGAGACGAUAUUGUUUUUGUGAGAUCUCUGUCAAGGAGGUCAAUAUCAGCACGGGGGAUGGACGAGCAGAAAUCAAACUGUGAAGAGAGUGAGUCGGAACCAACAGCUGAUGACAAUGCCCCUGCAAAGCAGCUUGUCUCCUCUGAGGGGGAGUCUAAAGCCCUUCCUGCUGCUGAAGACGUGUCUGGUGUUACUGCAGCCUCUUCCAGCACACCUGUAGAGAGUGUUCGAGCAUGUGCUCUUUGCAACUGUGUGGAGCGCAGCCUGCAUGGACAGCGGGAACUGAGACACUUUGGGCCAACUUCUGAGCAGGUGACCCUCAAGCCAUCAGCUUCCCCACUGCCACAGCCUGGGAAUGAUGACCUGUCUUCCAUUGGAUUUUCUGACUCUCCCUGUGUGGCGGCGCUCUUUGACGACUCAGGGGGAUUUUGGGUUCAUCAUUGGUGUGCGGUGUGGUCAGAGGGAGUGAAGCGGAUGGAGAAUGAGGAGCUGGAGAAUGUGGAUAAGGCUGUUAUCUCAGGGACACAGCGGCUUUGCGAACACUGCAAAAGGCUGGGUGCAACCAUUCGAUGCCAUGCUGAGGGCUGCUCACGGUUCUACCACUUCCCCUGCGCGGCAGCGAGUGGAUCUUUCCAGUCCAUGAAACAGUUGGUCCUCCUCUGUCCGGAGCACAUAGACAAGGCAGAGGAGUUGGCGGGUGAAGAGGCUUGGUGUGCAGUGUGUGACUCAGCGGGGGAGCUCACAGACUUGCUGUUCUGUACGGGUUGUGGCCAACAUUAUCAUGCUGCCUGUCUGGAGAUUGGUGCCACGCCCAUUCAGCGGGCAGGAUGGCAGUGCCCAGAGUGUAAAGUGUGCCAGACUUGCAGACAACCAGGAGAAGACUCCAAAAUGUUGGUAUGUGAUGCCUGUGAUAAGGGCUACCACACCUUCUGUCUCCAGCCAGCCAUGGAUUCUCUACCCUCGGACCCAUGGAAAUGCAGAAGGUGUCGCGUAUGUACGGAGUGUGGUGUCCGUGGACUUGUGCUGCCAGGUUUGGCCCAGUGGUUUGACAACUACGCCGUGUGUGAAGGCUGCCAGCAACAACGCAGCUCUGUGUGUGGCGUGUGCAGCAGAGCUGCCAAUCCAUCUGUCGCUCUGCAGUGCUGCAGCACGUGCCACAGGUGGGUGCACAGUGAGUGUGCUUCACCGGGGGAGCUUCCAGAAGCCAAGUGCAUCUGCCUGCUUUGCAAGCAGGACCAGCAGCAGCUGCCUGCCACUCAAGCAUGCAAAGCAGAGAUACAAACCAGAGAGGCAUCUGAGGAGACUGAAGGACAUGUACAUUUGGUGGAGAUGACAAUCCAAACUGAUGCAGAUAUGACGACGGAAGAGCAGACGGACAUAUCUGAGGUGACACCAAGCGAGAGAGGCACAUCAGUGACGGGUCAGGCUGAAGCCACGGUUGACAAAGAAACACCCAUGGAGUUGGGGCCACAGAAGCAGGAGGCCAGUCCUUUAGUGGAACAAGAAGUAUCACCAGAGUUAUUAAAGGACACACAAGAGGCCCUCUCUGCUGUGGACAUGGAGGGCAGGCUACUACCUCACUCAGAGGAGGAGGACGAAGACGAAGAGGAUGAUGAGAACUUGAGAGAAGGGCAUAUUAUAGACAUUAAGCAGGAACCGCUCGAGCAUGAGACAAAGCCAGAAUUGCUGCUGGAUGAGAUGUCCAUUAUGAGCCAUGGAGAUGAGAGCAGCAGUGGCUUUCUGGGCUCUCCUGGAGAACCUGAUCCUCAGAACUCCAUGGAGUUCGGCCUUAUGCCUGCUGGACGCUCACACCCAGAUAACCUGCUCACAGAGACUGAUGACUCACUUCCCUUUGAACCCCUCAGAAGUGACAGAGAGAAGGUGAAACGCAGAGGAUCCCCAGGCCGCUCACGGGUCAAACAGGGGCGAAGCAAUAGUUUCCCGGGGAAGCGUAGACCUCGAGGGGGUAGUGUAGGGAGAGGGCGUGGUGGGAGGUCACGCCUCAAAGCCAUGGCCUCUUGCAUCGAUGCCUUCUUGCUAAGCAUGACUACAGACACUGGAAUAAAUAAGGAGGAAGACGAUGAGGAAGAUGACACCAUGCAGAACACAGUGGUUCUUUUCUCAAACACUGAUAAAUUUGUCCUGCUCCAGGAUAUGUGUGUUGUGUGUGGCAGUUUUGGAAAGGGUACGGAGGGGCAGUUACUGGCAUGUGCUCAGUGUGCCCAGUGUUACCAUCCUUACUGUGUGAACAGUAAAAUCACCAAGACGAUGCUCCGUAAAGGCUGGCGCUGUUUGGAAUGUAUUGUGUGUGAGGUCUGUGGAAAGGCUUCUGACCCUUCCCGUCUGCUGCUGUGUGAUGACUGUGAUGUCAGCUAUCACACCUACUGCUUGGACCCGCCCCUGCACACAGUACCCAAGGGUGGUUGGAAGUGCAAAUGGUGUGUGUGCUGUGUACAGUGUGGUUCCAGCUCACCGGGUUUCCACUGUGAGUGGCAGAACAACUACACCCACUGUGGCCCCUGUGCCAGCCUCGUCACCUGUCCAGUAUGCAGAGAGAACUUUAUGGAGGAGGAGCUGCUGCUGCAGUGUCAGCACUGCGAUCGAUGGGUCCAUGCUGUCUGUGAGAGUCUGUACACAGAGGAUGAGGUGGAACAAGCUUCUGAUGAGGGCUUUGCAUGCACAUCAUGCACCCCAUAUGUUCCAAAACCUGUGGUAGUAGAGUCAGCCAUUAUGGCUUCCAUAAAAAUCAAAGAGCCAGAGCCCCAGUUCUACCGGUUGGAGGGUGUAUGGUUGACAGAAUCAGGAAUGUCCCUGCUUCGCAGCAUCUCCAUGUCUCCCCUGCACAAGAGACGGCAGCGUCGCUCUCGUCUUGGUACCCUGUGUUGUGAAGGAGGUUCUGAUGGAAUGGACCUGAGGGAAGUUGAAGGAGAGGGGGAUGAUGGAAAAGGCUGUGGGGAGCCCAUGGACUGUGACUCUAAGAUGGAGAACCCUGGGAGCCCUGACAGAGAAGGUGGUGCAGAGGGAGGCACUGAAGGCAUGGCUGACUGCGAGGGUCUUAAAGGGGGGGCAGAGGAGACAGAAGACGGCAAAAAAAGAAAGCGGAAACCCUACAGGCCUGGAAUUGGAGGCUUCAUGGUGCGACAAAGAAAGUGUCACACACGAAUGAAGAAAGAAUUUUUUGCCCAGCUGGCUGGAGAGACUACGCUAGAUGGACAUCCAAUAGAGAGAACCAUUGAGGAAGGACCUCACCCUGACAUUGAUAACAUAAUGGAUCCCAAACCAGUGGAAGGUGAGGAACAGGCCAAGAAACGUCGGGGCCGUAAGAAGAGCAAACUUGAGGACAUGUUUCCAACUUAUCUCCAGGAAGCUUUCUUUGGAAAGACACUCAUAGACUUGAGUAAGAAAGCUGUGAUACCUCCUGGGCAGAGGCCAGGGGCAUGUUUGGUCCGACCUUCAUUAUCAGCACCAUCAGGGGUCAAAACUACUUCCCCAGAAACUGAGGCCAAGGAUUGUGUGGUGGAAGAAAAUUUUCCUGUCAAGCAAGAAGGGGGUGACGCCCACCAGGCUCAGGGAGAAGGUGCAGGAGUUUCUGCACCAUCCUCAUCUCUCAAGGACCAGGUAUCAACUGAUCCUCAUGACUCUGAUGCAGAAAAAAGUGAAGGUCUUCCGCAAGGGGUGGAGAGUCAGGACUCUGAGCAGUUCUUCAGAAAGGUUCUGGGAGUGUCAGAUGGCUCCUCUUUGGGGGGCAUGAAACCCAUCUUGGAGGGCAGUAAGGGAGAACUCAAUCGUAGCACUCUGCCGCAGAGAUCUCUCCUCUCAGGGUCUCUGCCCUCAGCUGGAAUGAUGGAUGCCUUUCCUGGCCUCUCUCAGUCACCGUUCUUUGACAUGCGGGACCGAGGAGGGCUGUUCAGUCCAGAUGGGGGUGAGGAGAGCCCAUGGGCUACUCCUUCAACCCCCGCAACUCCUUCCUCCCCACCAACCCCCACUGAGACCGAGGGUGAUGGGCUGUCAUAUAACCAGCGUAGUCUCCAGCGCUGGGAGAAAGAUGAGGAGCUGGGUGAACUCUCAACCAUUUCCCCUGUGCUUUAUGCCAAUACCAACUUUCCCACUCUCAAACAGGACUACCCAGACUGGGCUAGUCGCUGUAAGCAAAUCAUGAAGAUCUGGAGGAAGGUGUCAGCUGCUGACAAGGUUCCAUAUCUGCAAAAGGCCAAAGAUAACCGGGCAGCUCAGAGGAUCAACAAGGCACAGAAGCAGGCAGAGAGUCAGGUGUGCAGGCCAGUCAAGAUGGAGCCAGGGCGUGUAAAGGGAGAACGGCCCAAUUUACACCUCCAGAUCCCUCCACCUUCAGGCUCUACGUCCAUCUCUUCCCAGCCCAGCUCUGCAGGAAGCCCAUUUCCUUUCCCUCCAGAUUCAGGAUCAUCUUCUGUCUUUUUCUCAGAUGGACCUGUUAAGACCCCAGGGUCAGCUGAAAUCCGGACAGAUCCCUUAGCUAAGCUUCCUCCUCAGUCACCCCAUUCUCACUCCCACCCAACCACACCCUUCUCCUAUGCUGGGGCCAGCCCCUUACAGGCCUCUUCCUCAGGUUAUUCCGCUUCCGGCCCACAGGGUCCUCCUCAGGGACGGCCAGCCAGUCUUGGCCCCUUUGACAUGCAACCAGGAACUCCUGGAACCCCCAGACGGGCUCAGCAGGUUGACCCCUACUUCAGAUCCCAGCUGCAGCAGCAACAGGGUCAUUUACCACAAUCACAGCAAGGCUCUCAAGAGUCCCUUGGACCUCCAGAAAGUCCUCAUUCAAGAGGUACUGGGCUUGGGGAGUCACCUAUCUUCUCACCAACCCACAAUGCCCACUAUGGAGACCCUUUCAGAACCCAGCAAGGAAUGGGACGGCCAGAAUAUGGUUCAUCCCCAUCACCCUCUGCAGUGGCAUCCUCACCUGCAAGCACAGGGCAGUACAGGGCUGAUAUGAGUGCACCUUCUCCUCGCUCCUCUGCAAUUGGAAGAUCUGACUUAGCCACUGGCUCCCCUGCAGGGAUGCUGGAGUCUGGGGAUGGUUUAUUCAAGGCACCUAUGACACCACGAAUGCACCAAGGGGAAGGUGGGGCACUUCAUCCUGGAGCUUCCCCUAGCCAUCCCUCUGAAGGCUACAGGCAGUCUCCUUCUCACCCUUUUUCUGACCCUCACACUCAGCCACCAUUAACUCCAAGACCGCAGUCAGGUGAUAAUUGUUCUCUUGGGCCCCAGAGACACCCUGUAGCGCAACAGGAACUAUGCCCUAGAGUGCCCUCCAGCCCACAAUCCCAGGGCAGCUCUCAGUCUCCCCACACUCCUGGUGGCCUCUCCAAUGAUGCUUACUCUGUCCAGUCUCCUGCUACCCCUCGUUUCCAGUCUCCAGACAAUUGUUCUCAGCCACCUUCAAGACCACAAUCUAGAGACGCUUUUGCUACUAUCCACAAACCACCUCGUCCCAUCUCUGUAGCCCCAGAGGGAACUACAAGUUUCAAAGGCUCACCUCAUCCUAACCAACCACCCCCACCCCAUCCCACCAACAGUUCCAUAGGGGAUCCUCUCUCUGGUAAAUUGUCAGCACCUCCUCCCUUCAGCCGCAGCCCUAGCACGGGAGGCUUUCCAAUAACACAACAGCAGAAUCAGAUGGUUCAGGGUCAGCUACAGCAACCACAGCCACAAACUCAACAGAUUACAGGAACAGACAGCUUCAGCUCUAAGGGGCCACCUUCCUCUGGAUCUCAAGAAUUAACAGCUGGACGUCCUCCAGACACACCUCAUCAGCCAGCUUUGCCAGUCACUCAAGAAAUACCUGACAUUUCAGCAGUGCAGGACCCUGCAUUAGUGGGUCUUAGCCCCUCUGAGCUGGAGAAGCACAGACAGCGCCAGAGACUAAGGGAAUUCUUAAUCAGACAACAAAUGCAGAGAAACUCCAUUAGACAAGAAAAGGAGGCGGCUGCUGCUGCUGCUGGCAGUGCAUCUCCUGGCUGGUCUGGAGGAGAGAUGGGUACCUUUCAACAAGACAAAGCCCACAGAGCACCACCACCUUAUCCACAGGAACGUGUUGCUGUCACUACUGCUGGGGCUCAGGCUACUGUGGUAGGAAAGAUGCACAUGGCUACUGGAGGCAUGGAGGACAAGCUAAUUCGCCCACCACCUACAGGAACCCCUGCCAUCAUGGAUCCUAGUGCACUAAGGCCAUCAGGGCCCACCAAACCUCAGGGCAUGUUUGCCCGUCCACCAUUCCCUCCUCAGUGGCAGGGCCAAGCUCCAGGUCCAAGGAGGUUCCCUCAGCCUGGCAUGGAGGCUAUGGGCGUAAGACACAAUCUAAACCCUGCUGUCAACAUCCAGGGUAUGGAAGGCAUGGGCAACCCUCACGCCAUGAUACCGGGACAUGGUGGAGAGACUAUGCAGCCUAUGGGUCAGGGACCUCCACCACAGUUCAUUGAAUUGAGACACAACUCACAGAGGUUGCCCCUGCGACCCCAGUUUAUGCCCCGUGGACCCCAGCCCAGACCACGUCUCUUUGUCUCACAACAAGAGAUGGCAGCACCUUAUGUACAGCAGCAUCCUAUCGCUCAAGCUGUUGGCAUUCAAGCAGAGGGAGGCACUGACUCACAGUUGGGGUUACAGCAGGGUGGACUGUCAGUUUUAUUGCCUCAGCAGUCUGCAGGCCCAGUAACACAACAGGCCCACCUGCAGCCUCAGGCAGCUACUUUGACUUCCAGCACUCCUAGCUCUGAGCAGCACCAGCUUCCACAACCAAACCUAGUCACAGAACCCCAGUCUACCACAGUGGAAAACAGUGAAGAACUGCCAGAGCCUGACCUUGAGGGGCUUGGGGAUGCCACUGGGGAUGGAGGUGUGGAGGAUGAGGAUGAUUUGGCUCUUGACUUGGACCCAGACAAAGGAGAUGAUGACCUAGGAAACCUAGACAAUCUUGAAACCAACGAUCCACAUCUAGAUGAUUUACUUAACAGUGAUGAGUUUGACUUGCUGGCUUACACUGACCCUGAACUUGACCAAGGAGACCCUAAAGAUGUCUUCUCAGACCAGCUGCGGUUGGUGGAAGCAGAAAGUGAAACACCUUCAUCUUCCUCUGGAUCUGUACUUGUUAAAGUGGAAGGGAAGCCCAAGGCAGAGCCAGGACAAAAGUCUCUCUCAACAACCCCUACUACUGCAAGUGGGUCUACCUCCCAACUGGCACCUUCGGUAGAAAUUGCAGAUAUCUCUAAAGUCAAAGUUGAAGACAGAGGUCUGACCACUCAGCUACAGCCUGGACAGACUGUUGUGAAAGAUGAAAUGGGAGAAGCUGUGUCAAUGCUUCUUGGUGGGACCACACCAUCAGCCAAGCCUGCACAACCAGAAAACCAGUCAGCUUCACUCAGUUCUGUUCGAUUAGGGGGACUUCCAUACCCCUUGCCAGGUCAGGCUGAUCCAUCGCCUUUUCCUGCAGCUGCUCCACAUGCAGAUAUUGGUGAUGAUCCUCUGGGGCUGCCUGACGUAGGUGGACAGCACUCCCCUGCUGUAGAUUUGGCAAAGGUAGAAAGUUCUUUGGAUGGUGAAUUGCCUCUUCUAAUACAAGAUCUGCUGGAGCAUGAGAAGAAGGAACAGCAAAAGCAACAACAGCAGCAACAGCUUAGCUCCCUCCACCAGGGAGCCAUGGCACCUCAUUUUCCUGGCCUCCCAAGUCAACAGCCAAACCCACAGGCACCUGGACAGAUAAUGCUACCACAACACCACCGCCCACCUACCCAAGGAAUGAUGGCUCAACCAGGGAUGGUACCCCGUGCUCCACAUAUGUUGCAGCAGCAGCAAAGACUUAUGGGUCCAGGAAUGGUUCCUCCAGCUCACAUGGCCAUGGCCCAGCAGCAAGCCAUGAUGAGAAUGGGGCAGCCAGUAAUGCAUGCAGGUCUCAGUCAACAACAGCAGCCACAACCAGUGGUUAAACAGCCACCUCUGGCCAACAAUUUCUUCCCAGAUAAGGAUUUAGACAAGUUUUCUACUGAUGUCAUCAUGGAUCCCAUUGCCAAGGCAAAGAUGGUGGCACUGAAGGGUAUCAAGAGAGUGUUGGCUCAGGAUCCGAUGGGUGGUCCCCCUGGCAUUAACAGGCAACAAGUUUCUCUGCUUGCGCAGAGGCUGGCUUCUACUCCAGGCACAGAUCCAAGUCAACUUUCGGCUGGACCUCCAAAGGAGGGAGAAACAAGUGAUCCCACCCAGUCAAGACCUAACCCUCCCCAAUUUGUGCAAGGAAUCAUCAAUGAUGCAGAACAGCACCAAUAUGAAGAAUGGCUUCUUCAUACCCAGCAGUUACUCCAGAUGCAAUUAAAAUUUUUGGAGGAACAGAUUGGAGUUCAUCGCAAAUCACGCAAGGCACUGUGUGCCAAGCAGCGCACUGCUAAGAAAGCUGGCAGGGAGUUUGCUGAGGCAGAUGCAGAGAAACUCAAGUUGGUGACAGAAGAGCAGAGUAAAAUUCAGAAACAGCUUGAUCAGGUACGCAAGCAGCAGAAGGAGCACACCAAUCUUAUUGCAGAGUACAGAAGCAAGCAGCAGCAGCACCAGCAAGGCUCAGGUCUUCUUACCCCAGGUCAUUCUGCCCAGGGCGGCCCACCUCACAUGUUUCCCAAGAUGCCCGCCCAGAUGAUGAUGGGCCAACAGGGGACACCAGUAAUGAGCCAGCACCCUGGCAUGGUGCCCCAAGGUGGGAUGCCUGUCAGGAUGCCCCAAGGGCAGCCCUUUAUUGGUGGAAACCAACCCCAGCUCCCUGCAGCUCUUGGAGCCAGUGGUGCCAGGGCCCCGGUUCCUCCUGGGGCUCCAACAGGAUUCUUCCCGCAGGGACCUGGAAUGCAGGGUGCAGAUCCCAGGCUUCUCCAAGAAAGGCAGCUUCAACAUAGGAUGCAGAUGGCAAAGCUCCAGCAACAACAGCAGCAGCAGCAGCAGCAGCAGGUGAUGAUGGGCCAGCAAUCAAUGCCACACCCAGGUCAACAGUCUGCCUUAAUAGCUCAGCCACAGCCUGGUAUAAUGGGGAACCAACUUAUUGCCCAACAGCAAGCAAACACUCAACAGGGGAUGUUAGCCAAUCAGGCCAAUCAACAGAACAUGGUGCAGGUUCCACAAGGAAUGGUUGGAGGCCAGUCUGUUGGUCCACAGCCACAGAACCUUGUAGGAGGCCAUCCCAUUAACCAUGCUCAAGCCAUGAUGGUAGCUCAACCAGGAAUUAUGGGGAACCAGCCAGUUGCACCACAACAACAACAGAGGCCUCAGCUGAUUAUGGGUCAGCAUGGAAUGGUUGGAUCUCCAGGUCAUCCGGGCCUCAGGGGUCCCCAGGUCCAGUUGACUCCACAACAACAGAACAUUCUGGCCCAACGCAUGCUCGCUUCACAACAGCAGCAACAGCAACAGCAACAGCAGAAUGUUGUAAAGAAUUUGGCCCACCUUCAGCAGCAGCAAAUGGCACAGCAAAGACAACCAACACAAUUGAUCAGUCAGUCCAACCAAGAGCAAGGACGGCUCUCACAGCCUUCGACACCACAGAUGGGUUCUUCACCUUCAGCAGGAAGUAUGACGCCCCAGCCACAGGGAUCUAUAGACAGCCAAAACUCAGGUCCAAAAGAGGGUGGGAUUCUUAGCCCUGAUACACGAACGUCACCACAGCAAAGUGGACCAUCCACCCCCAAUCAGUUGCCCCAACAUGUCUCUGCAAAUGAUCAUCAAACUGACUUGGGUCGACAGCAGUUACAACAGCAGCAACAUCAAAACCAGGUUUAUAUGACCCAACAACAACAGUCAAAUCCUCAGUCUGAGCAACAAUCAGGUUUGGUUGUAAACCAGCAGACUGGUGUGCUUCAGCAACAGCAGCAACAGAUUCCACUCACUCUCCAGAGGCAAGGUUCAGUCAAUGCUGAGAAGCCCAAUGUGAUGACCAUUAAAGAGGAAGGAAAACCAACUGAUUUCUUAGUUCAGCAGCAACAACAAACAGUUCAAAAUGCCAUGCAGCAGUCACAAGAUCCCAGCGUCCAGCAGCAGAUCAUAGGACAGAACCAUCCUGGACAGCCACAGCCUGUUGUGAUGGGCCAUAAUCCACAACAGCAAGCCCUCAUGGCCCAGCAGCAAAAACAACAGGCCAUGAUGGGCAUGAUUCGAGCCCAGCAGCAAGGGAUGAUGGCACAGAGGCCUGGGGUUCCACCUGGACAGAUCCGCACCUCUAUAAACAUCCAGGCUAUUAUUGCUCAGAAUCCUCAGCUCCGCAAUCUUCCCCAAAACCAGCAGAUACAGCAUAUCCAGGCCAUAAUUGCUCAGAGACAAGCCCAACUUCAACAGGGACAGAUGCUGCGGAUGUCAAUGGGUCAAGGCCAGCACGGUCAGUUGAGGCCUCACAUGCCACCUGGACAGGUGCCGCAAGUUGGGCAGCAGAUGUCAAGGAUGGACGGCCAGCAGAUGCUGUAUGGAGCCAUGGGGAAGCCAGGAACAGUGGGCACUCAGCCACAGUCAGUCAUGUUAGGCCAACAACCUAGUGUUGCUCCUCAGAUACAGCAGGGGAUGAUGGUCCCUGGGCAACAACAGCCGCAAGUAGGGGAGAUGAUGCAGCAACAUAUUAUAAGAGGCCAGGUACCAGUGCCACGGUCCCCCAUGGACCAGGGUCGUAUGGUAAGGCCAACAUCUCCACGCCAGCCAUUAGCCAACUCGCCGGGGGAUCCACAACGGCACACAUUCAACCAAGCUAUGGGGAUGCGCCCACCCACUCCCAACCAGAACCAACAACAAGCUCUAAUGGCAGCUGCAGCAAGCCGCAUGCAGGGCUCUCCAUCCAAUGCAUAUUCUCCAAGAGGUCCCUUCGGCAUGAGCCCAGUCCAUCCAGCCUCACCCCAUUCAUCUAAUGUCUCUUCACCUUCCAUAGCUGACAGCAGGGCUGGAAGGGGGAGUCCAUACAGCCAAGUCAAGGUAUCUCCGCUCAGGUCACCUGGAACCAAGAGUCCAAUUGAUUGUCCAGGACUAAAAGUAGAAACUCAGACCUCAGGCAAUGAAACAGCAUCAGUUAUUCCCAAUGGGCCACAGAAAGGACUUAAUGUUCAGCAACAGUCACCCCAGGUAACAGAGAGCCAUUUUCUUCACACACAACAAGGCUCUAGAGAGGGGGAUCUAUGCAAGAUGAACCUGCAGAGCAUUAAACAGGAACCAAGGGAGUUUCGGUGUGAUGGUGCAGGAGAGGGUGCUGAGAGUGCAGGUCCUAUAAAGCGAGAAGUAACAGGCGACAUGGUUACUUCUGGGAACAACACUUGCUUUAUUAAUGCUGGAGACCCUGGGGCUCAAGGCACUAGAUCUGAGACUGGACAGCAACUACUACAGAAACUCCUGAGAACUAAGAAUCUUCAGGUUGGUGCUCAGAGGCCUCCUGAAGGCAUCCAUAAUGAGAUCAAUGGCCACAUCAACAGUAAACUAGCAAUGCUGGAGCAAAAACUUCAAGGGACUCCACGCAACAUGGAGGACUUGCAGUCUAUAACAAAAAGGGCCCCCGUACAAAAGCCAAAACGCUCUAAUAAGGCAGCUGGAGACCGUGGACCUAACUCACGGAAAAAAAAUAAGAAGGAAGAAGUUGGAAAAAGUGCUGAAGCCUUGAUUAAACAACUCAAACAGGGUCUCUCUCUGCUGCCCCUAAUGGAACCUUCCAUCACUGCUAGUCUGGAUCUUUUUGCCCCUUUUGGAAGCAGCCCAGCAAAUAGAAAAGCUCAGCUCAAAGGAUCUUUUGGAAAUGCAAUGCUGGAUAAUAUUCCAGAUUACUAUACUCAGUUACUCACUAAGAGCAAUCUCAGCAACCCACCGACACCCCCAUCCUCCCUCCCACCUACGCCUCCACCUUCUGUACAGCACAAGCUGCUCAAUGGAGUGACUCCUGGGGAGGAGCUGUCUGAGGGUCAGAAAGAAACCGAGCCAGCAGACGUGCCAAUGGAUUCUGUCACAGAAGAGGUGAAAAGUGUAGACAUUCUAGCAGCUCUCCCCACCCCACCACAUAACCAGAACGAGGACAUCAGGAUGGAGAGUGAUGACGAGGAUGCCCCAGAAAGCAUCAUCCCUGCGUCAUCCCCUGAGAGUAAUGUGGGAGAUGAAACGCCACGUUUCCCUCACCUGCGGGAACCUAAAGAGGAGGAGACGGAGAGAGCAAUAUCCCCCAUCAUCCCACUCAUUCCUCGAACUGCCAUCCCAGCAUUCCCAGAAAACAAACCAUUCGAAGGAGCUGACAGCAAGGCAGUUUCCACAUCCAACCACUGGGAUAAGGCCAAGAGUAACGAGGUGUCUGUUACCUUCACAUUGUCCUCUGCUGCAGCCAAGAAACUGAACCAUGUGAUGAUGGCCAUGGCCCAGCUACUCAAGAUAAGGAUGCCAGUUUCUUAUGAGGUGACUUUCCCUACCCCAAACUCUGACAUGCCUGGAGUGGAUGGGUCUGGAAAAGGACCUGGGCAGUCAGGGGCUCUGUGUGUAAAGGAUGGUGCUUCACCCAGUCAGGAUGACUGGUUAAGGCAAUUCGAUGUGUCUCUACCAGGCUGUACAUUGAAGAAACAGGUGGACAUUCUGGCACUCAUAAAACAGGAAUUCCCAGAGAAUGAAGACAAACCAGUCCAGCACUGUUACACAACCAAGGUAAAUGACUUGGAUGUGCGCCACCUUCCAAUCAUACCAGUGGAAGAAUCUCCACCUCCAUCACCGUCCCCUCCACAUCCUUCCCCAUCUGCCGCAGCUCCAAUUAGUGAAGUCGAACCUUCCAAAAAAUCUGCUUCUCCAUCGCCCUCACCCUCCAGUCCUGUCAAUAUCCAGAUCAAGAUUGAGGCUGAGGAUGUUGAACUUCCUUCUGAUCCUGCUCAGCCAACUGAUGUCACAGAGUCUGAAGUUGCUGCUCCAGAGACAGUCACUGACCCAGUAACUUCCUCUGAAGUUCCUGAUCCUACUUCUGAGACUGAAAAUAAUCUGAGUCCUGUUGCCAAGGAGGAGGACUUGGUCACUGAUCCAGCACAGCCUCCUAAAGAUUCUCCCAACACCAUGGAGUCUUCCCCUAAAGCUAUCAAGCAGCGCAGGCCUCUCUCCCCUGAUGAGGAGGUGGUACACCCCAAAGUGAAAAAAUGGAAGGGGAUUCGCUGGAAGCGUCUUCAGAUUGUCAUCACAAUACGUAAGGGUGGGUCUAAGAAAGAGAACAGCCGUGAGGUGGCUGAGCUGAUGGAACGCUUGCGCAUUACUCUACGACCAGACAGGUUGCCUCGGGAUAAACGUAAGUGCUGCUUCUGCCACGAGGAAGGUGAUGGAGCCACAGAUGGGCCUGCACGCCUGCUUAACAUUGAUGUGGACCUGUGGGUGCACCUCAACUGUGCCCUGUGGUCCACAGAGGUAUAUGAGACACAAGGGGGUGCCCUCAUCAAUGUAGAGGUAGCCCUGCGUCGUGGAUUGCGGACUCUGUGUGCAUACUGCCAGAAAACAGGUGCCACCAACAGCUGCAACAGACUGCGUUGCCCAAAUGUCUACCACUUCGCCUGUGCAAUCCGGGCACGCUGCAUGUUCUUCAAGGACAAGACAAUGUUGUGCACCCAGCAUAAGCUGAAGGGCCCCAGUGAAGACGAACUUAGCACAUUUGCUGUUUUACGGCGUGUCUACAUUGAGCGUGAUGAGGUGAAGCAAAUUGCCAGUAUCUUACAGCGAGGCGACCGCAUCCACCUUUUCCGUGUCGGUGGUCUCAUCUUUCACGCGGUUGGCCAGUUGCUACCAUCCCAAAUGAGCAACUUCCACUCACCCACUGCCAUCUUCCCUGUUGGGUAUGAGGCCACACGCAUCUACUGGAGCACGCGUGUACCCAACAAGCGAUGUCGCUACCGCUGCCGCAUCAGCGAGAAUGAAAGUCAUCCCCUGUUUGAGGUGCGCGUUCUGGAGCACGGCAUGGAGGAUUUACAGUACCGUGACGCUACUCCAGAUGGGAUCUGGAACCGGGUUGUCCAGCAGGUGGCUAAACUCCGAGAUGACUCAUCCAUGUUGAAGCUGUUCACUGAACAUGUCAAAGGAGAGGAGAUGUAUGGCCUCACAGUUCAUGCUGUCAUGCGUAUCACUGAGUCGUUGCCUGGAGUGGAGAACUGCCAGAACUAUGUAUUUCGAUACGGCCGUCACCCACUGAUGGAGCUCCCUCUCAUGAUCAAUCCUACCGGCUGUGCUCGCUCUGAGGCCAAGGUUGCCACACACUGCAAGAGGCCACACACCUUAAAUAGCACCAGUGUGUCAAAGGCCUACCAAAGCACCUUCACUGGGGAGCUCAACACACCAUACAGCAAGCAGUUUGUCCACUCCAAGUCCUCCCAGUAUCGGCGCCUGAAGACUGAGUGGAAGAACAACGUGUAUCUGGCUCGAUCCCGCAUCCAAGGCUUGGGUCUGUACGCUGCCAAGGAUCUGGAGAAGCACACCAUGGUCAUUGAGUACAUCGGUACCGUCAUACGCAACGAGGUGGCCAAUCGCAGAGAGAAGAUCUAUGAGUCGCAGAACCGUGGGAUCUACAUGUUCCGCAUCAACAACGAGCAGGUGAUUGAUGCCACUCUGACCGGUGGCCCAGCUCGCUACGUCAACCAUUCCUGUGCCCCCAACUGUGUUGCAGAGGUUGUAACAUUUGACAAAGAAGACAAGAUUAUCAUCAUUUCCAGUCGCAGGAUCCCCAAGGGAGAAGAGCUGACCUACGACUACCAGUUUGAUUUCGAAGAUGAUCAGCACAAGAUCCCUUGCCAUUGUGGAGCCUGGAAUUGCAGGAAGUGGAUGAACUAACAAGGAGAAAGACAAAAAAAAAAAAAAAGGAUAAUUCCCCUCUCACUGGUGCCAGAACACUCCUGCGCCAAAGCCUUUGAAUCUUACAUAGCCAGUGCAUAAGCUGUUCUGAAAGAUGUGGAGGAAGGCUGGCCUCCAUCAUUGAAAGACUAAAGCAUUGACAUCUGUAGCCAAAGGUUUGAAGAGCAUUAAUCAAUAAAAGCACCCGACCACCUUCACCAACAGCAGCUUUGAUGGUGGGCCUAACUUUCAUGUUUGGACUAUCCUUUUCCUCAGCCAAAACCCUUUCCCCCUUCGACUGUUCUCAAUAAGCUUACAGUGGCUGGAAAACAAUCCUCAACAUCUACCAAAUGAUUCUGACCCUCUGAUCUCAAUACUCAUAGCGCUGAGCUCACCUGGAGCUUCGACAAAAAGCCAUUUUAAAAUACUAAGAAUGAACUAAUAAUGCAUUUUUAUGUUUUAAGUCGGACCUAUUUCCUGUCCCACCCGACCACACCUCCCCCCUCACCUCCCAGAAAAAGGCACUUUCCCCAUCAAGUCAUCAAUGAAGACAACACGGAUAUUGGCUAGCUAGACAAUCUUGAUGUGGCUCUGUGUAAGAACUGCAUAUGAUCGAUGGAAAAAGUUAAUAUAACAUUUAAGAUGCUAUUGAUCUGUGGCUCCAGAGGCACCAGAUGUUCUGACUGCGUGGAGUCCUAAGGUGGGUUAGUUGGACCCAGUCUACCUCAUUGAUUUAGCGGGAAGUGACUGCUUUGUAUAAAUAAUAAAAAAAAAAAAACUGUUAACUGCUACUGUGGAACAGGGGGGGGAAAGGGGGAAUGUUUUUAUGGGCUUAGCCUUCUCGGACAAGCAGGGAAUCUUAAGCAGCAGGUUUGCUCUAUCUACUCUAUGCUGAUGAUGAUUUACAAUAAUGAGCCAACAUAAUUAUUAUUCAUGAAUUAUUUAUACAGAGGAAAUAUAUGUCAGUUUUGAUAAGAUAUUGCAUUAAAAUCACAAUCAGAAGCUUAGCGGGUGUCCUGUAUGCCACCAAAUCAUCCUGGACAUUGAUGUAGCUUUUCUUUUUCCUUUUUUUUUUUUUUUUUUUUUUGCUUUUUAUUUAUGCGUCUAAAAAAACCAUGCUAUUAGCUGUGUGAAAGCACAAGAACAUCCACCUUUUUUAAGUUGCUUAAGACAGUAAUGGUGUGAGUGAAUGGCUCUAGGAUUUACAGGACACUUGGCCUUUUUAAGAAGACUAUGAAGUCCCGAAAUUUAACCAACUACACAUUUGCUUGUUGCUUCAUACAUUGAAGUUCCACUUGUUGAAAAACCAGCCGGUGGAUGCAUGACUACUGUCCCAUUUUUGAUGCUUUUUAUUCCCCAACAACUCAAAUCUUUUCACAACUCAACCUUAAACUUUGAAUCAUGCCUCUUCCUAUCUGUAUUAUUUAGUGGACUGUUGUUAAACUUUACUGUAGUAAGUCUUCCUCUGCCUGAGUACAGCCUGCAGUGUUUCUACUCCCCCCCCCCCCCUGUAGUGUGCUUUUUCUAGUGCUGGUACUGUCCUCUCGAGGCUGAACUGACGGCAGGGAAAGACUUAUUGGAUAAAAGGGCAUUUGUUUUCAUUUCUAUGUAAGAUGAAUGAAAAAAAAAAAGUCUUUAAAGGGAGCUUUACUAAAACUCCACCUUCCCAUACUACUUUAUUUCCUCCUUCCCCUAACCUAAGACCUCACAUGAUUUAAAAAUGCAAAAUUGUACAAACUGUAUAUAUAGUAUAUGCAUUAGGGGGACAGCAACUCUUUAUCCAGCCCCUUUGUAAUCAAUAAAGUCAAAAAGUGUAGAGAAAUAAAAUUGAAGAAAAAAAAUCUACCACUGGAUAUCAUUUUAACAAAGAUAAAGCUGUAUAUAAAUAUAAAUAUAUGUAAAAUGGCAAACUAAUAUCUUUAUGUAUAUGAACCAGAGUGUUUUGCAUUUACCUGUUUUUCUAUUAGUGUUUUUUGCUAUAAGCUCUCAGAGACAAGUUUGUUAAAAUAGGUAUGAGAAAAUGUCUGGUCUUCUCCAAUCACUUUGCGAUGAGAAGCCGCGGUAACUACAAAACUGUUUGCGAAAGGAUUCAUGUGGAGAGUCGUUAAUUAGACAUGAAAAUCACUUCUUGCAUAAAACAGUACAAUGGUGCAUAGCAUUUGUAUUUAUGUAAUAUUGUUCGUGUUUUUUUUUUUUCUUUUUAUUUAUGCUACUGCUUGUCGAUUACCAAAACCUGUCCCUUAAUUGGUUACAAUUGGAUUAAUAUACUCUUGAAUGGAAAAUCUUGAAUUCCCUAGAAUAUUGUUAGUGUUUUGCUUUUUUAUAUCUUCCUUAUAGAAGUGAAUGUGUUGGUAAACCUUGUGAAAUGGUUACUUGGCCUAAUGUAUGUUAUGAUGUAAUACUCAAAGUUAAUCCCAUACUUAACCUGGUAAUGAAUUGCACUCUGAUAGUAUAAUGGAGAACUUCUCUAAAGUGGUAGAUAUUGAUCAAGUAUCCGAAGCAGUGAUAUAUAUAUUUUUUCGUAUGUUUCUAUUUCAAGGGAAGACCAUAACGAGACAUUAUGCCGCUCACUGGAUUUUAGCCUGAAUAAUUUUUAACUUCUCAAUCUUAAUUUAAGUUCUCUGCAUAUCUUAUAAUUUAAUAAAAGUUUGCUCAAAAUUGAAGGUUUUUUUUAACCUCACCUACUUUUUAAAAAGAUGUUGCAUCUGUACAGCAGAGAUACUUUUAGGGAAUAUGAAUAAAUAUAAUGAUCAUUUUUAAUUGUAUGUGGCAUGUUUUGUAUGGAUAUUAUUUUGAAUUGUACAUAUUUUUUUCAGGACGCCAGAGGUUGCAUCUCUUUAUAUACAGCUUUCCACUCCCUCUCCCUAUCAUCUUCUUUCUUUGUCUGCUUUUGUUUCUUGUAAAAGGAAAAUAAAAUG
Molecule: messenger RNA, 18143 nt
Organism: Scomber japonicus (chub mackerel)
Lineage: Eukaryota; Metazoa; Chordata; Actinopteri; Scombriformes; Scombridae
Gene: kmt2d
Product: lysine (K)-specific methyltransferase 2D
Exons: 56
Coding region: 493-15225 (4910 amino acids)
Biological process (GO): positive regulation of transcription by RNA polymerase II
Cellular component (GO): MLL3/4 complex; nucleus
Molecular function (GO): transcription coactivator activity; histone H3K4 methyltransferase activity; histone binding
Source: RefSeq, a predicted model, not a curated record